Aspergillus luchuensis is the source of this 1305-nucleotide messenger RNA. RefSeq lists its product as uncharacterized. The transcript has 3 exons. The record is from RefSeq and is a predicted model, not a curated record. The coding region runs from base 1 to 1305 and encodes 434 amino acids. NCBI's taxonomy places the organism in Eukaryota, Fungi, Ascomycota, Eurotiomycetes, Eurotiales, Aspergillaceae.
AUGUACUCCAAAUUCUGGCCCAAGGGCGGCCUUCCGGGAAUCCUCCACCACUUCACAGAAACACUCGUAACCUUCGAAUAUACUACCACUACCCCCUCCCUCUCCCAACCUCACACCCUGCUCUUCGUCGGUGGCCUCGGCGAUGGCCUCGCCACAACAUCCUACAUGGCCGACCUAGCCCGUGCCCUCCACUCCACCCCCUGGUCCCUCUUCACCCUGAACCUCACAUCCUCCUACCAAUCCUGGGGCCUGGGCCAUCUGGACCGCGAUACCGACGAAAUUGCCCAAUGUAUCCGCUACAUCAAAGACUACAAAGCGGAUAAAUACGGUUCUGCCUCUGCAGCUAGCAGCAAGAUCGUAUUGAUGGGACACUCCACUGGCAGCCAAUGCGUCAUGCAUUACUUAACGCGGCCGAACCCCCAUACCACCAAACCGCCCUUUGAUAAGUACUUGGAGCAUGUGGAACGGUUGCCGCUGGACGGAGCUAUCAUGCAAGCACCUGUGUCGGAUCGCGAGGCGAUAUUGUGGGUGUUGGAGAAUGGGUUUGGAGGCAGAUCUUCCGCGGAGUGUAAAGCGGUCUAUGAGAAGCUGGUGAACAUGGCAAAGGAGGCAGAGGAGAAGAGAAUCAGGGAGGGUGGAGAGUUUGAUGUGAUUCUGCCGAUUGAAUUGACUAGCUUCGCCUAUCCGGCUAACACACCGUUGUCGGCGAGGCGGCUGUUGAGUUUAGUGAGUCCAGAUGCUCCGGGUAAUCCUGGGGAGGACGACAUGUUCAGUUCGGACUUGGGGCCGGAGCAGUUGCAGAAGACCUUCGGGAAGGUAAAGAGCGGCGGCUUGUUGGCAGAGAAGGCGAAGUUGAUGGUGCUAUACUCGGGUAAGGAUCAGAGUGUUCCUGACUGGGUGGAUAAGGAGGCAUUGUUGAGGAAGUGGCGGGGGAUCACAAACGCUGGAUGUGCAGAGGGUGAAGAGAUCUGGGAUGAUGAGCACACUGCCGUCAUUCCGAACGCGUCGCAUGCCCUCAGUAACGAUGAUCAGGCAGAGCCAAGACGAUUCCUUGUGGAAAAGGUCAUGGGACAUUUGAAGACAGUGGUUAACGAUGGUACGUCCGGUGAAUCUUGUGCUUUGUCGGAGAAACAGCAGAUCCACGAGACAUGGAAUGCUGCCAAUCAGCUUGAGACUGGGUAUAGAUAUCCUACGCAGGACUCGACCGGCCUGCGGCCUAGACGGGACUGGGUGAAAUAUGGCCUGGUGGCAACAGUUCUGUUGCUUGCCUCACCUUAUGUCUAUCCGCACUACGGGGGCAAUUAA